AUGCCUUUUUCACUCCUCCUCCGUUUCCCUCAUCAUUCCAUCCCGUUUCGUUUUCCGUUCCAUCCAUAUUUCUGUUCCGUUCUUUUUACAUCUACCAACUGGGAUGAUCUUAAUUGCUCAUCUCCGUAUCUUUCAAUUCCUCCUCUAUCCCGCGCUUUGUCAAGACCAGAGUAUUUGGGACUCAUUCUUAAAACCCUUAGUACGCACUCAAAUUUACUGCUGUUCAAUUGCUCUGUGGAAUAUGCUGGAGUCUUUUACUGCGAGUUUGAAGAGAAAAAGGUUUUAGCAAACACCGAAAAGUGGUUUGCAUAUCAGGAGUAUAGUGCCACUGAUGAUGGAGAUGGGGAAGUCUCAUUUGUACUAGGGAUUCAAUUGCCAGAACAACUUGACUGGAUGCUUCAAUAUGGUUACAACAACAUAUUGGCCAUGGAUUCUACAUUUGGUACACAUGUGAUGAAGUUUCAAUUGUAUAGAAUGCUUGUAUUCAAUUCCAAGCAUAUGGGUGUUCUCGUAGCAUGGGUCAUUAUGUCUAGGUCUUGUGCUCAUGAUAUUGCAUAUUGGAUGCACAUUCUUCUCCAACGGGUUCACAUGAAGAAUAUUGAGUGGAGUCUAAACACAUUCAUGGUGGAUGAUGCAGGUGCUGAGAUAAAAGCGAUCAGACAUGCGUGGCUAAAGAACUUGAUUGCAAAGGUCAAAGAGAUUGCAGUUAGGCGAGAGAUGUUUGAUAGACUUGGAUUUAUCAUGCAUCAUUCAAUUGAUGAAGAUUCAACAAGGAAUGCAAUUCAUAUAUUUAUUGAAGACUUUAAAGAUACACAACGCUCAUUCAUUGAAUAA
This is a messenger RNA of Cryptomeria japonica (Japanese cedar), 834 nucleotides long. RefSeq lists its product as uncharacterized. The record is from RefSeq and is a predicted model, not a curated record. The coding region runs from base 1 to 834 and encodes 277 amino acids. Lineage: Eukaryota; Viridiplantae; Streptophyta; Pinopsida; Cupressales; Cupressaceae. The transcript has 4 exons.